Pogona vitticeps (central bearded dragon) is the source of this 762-nucleotide messenger RNA. The record is from RefSeq and is a predicted model, not a curated record. Lineage: Eukaryota; Metazoa; Chordata; Lepidosauria; Squamata; Agamidae.
AUGGUUGUUGUUUCUGUUCAUCUCUUUUCUAGUGUAAAGAUUGCUCCUGGCGCUGUUGUCUGCGUGGAAAGUGAAAUCAAGGGAGAUGUCACGAUUGGACCUCGAACAGUGAUUCACCCAAAAGCCCGAAUCAUUGCAGAAGCUGGACCAAUAGUGAUCGGAGAAGGAAACCUCAUAGAAGAACAGGCAUUUAUCAUUAAUGGCUAUCCUGAAAAUAUUACCCCUGAUACAGAAGAGGUGGCAGCCAAACCCAUGAUCAUUGGUACCAAUAAUGUAUUUGAAGUUGGCUGUUAUUCUCAAGCAAUGAAGAUAGGAGACAACAAUGUGAUUGAAUCCAAAGCGUAUGUGGGUAGGAAUGUGUUUUUGACAAGUGGGUGCAUCAUUGGUGCCUGCUGCAAUGUCAACACCUAUGAGGUCAUUCCUGAGAACACAGUAAUCUAUGGAGCUGACUGUCUUCGUCGUGUCCAGACUGAGCGGCCACAGCCACAGACAUUGCAGCUGGACUUCCUAAUGAAAAUCCUACCGAACUACCAUCAUCUUAAAAAGACCAUGAAAGCAACUUCUACUCCCGUGAAAAGCUGAAGACCUCCCUGCAUGAUCACCAAAAUUUGACAGCAAGGAUAUCCCGCUGUGUUUCUCAAAUUUCACUUCCCUAAGAACUAACUUGCAAGCUAUUGUUGCUUUCCCUUCUCACUCAUCCCACUGUGCAGCUUCCUUUUAUUUAUUAAAAUAGGGAAAAGUAAAAGUUGUGUUUGACAUUUU